Molecule: messenger RNA, 681 nt
Organism: Capsicum annuum
Lineage: Eukaryota; Viridiplantae; Streptophyta; Magnoliopsida; Solanales; Solanaceae
Product: cytochrome P450 94A2-like
Exons: 1
Coding region: 1-681 (226 amino acids)
Molecular function (GO): iron ion binding; oxidoreductase activity, acting on paired donors, with incorporation or reduction of molecular oxygen; monooxygenase activity
Source: RefSeq, a predicted model, not a curated record
AUGCUAGCAAAGAGUGAUGAUCACAAAAAUAAGUCUGUGUUUGAUGAAAAUUUUUACAUUGAUGAGGCUAUUAAUCUCAUCUUGGGUGCGGAAGACACUUUGUGUUCAGCUUUAGUAUGGUAUUUUUGGUUAGUCUCGAGUAAUCCUCAAGUGGAAAAGGAGAUCGUAAGAGAAAUUCUUCAGAAAGAGGAUAGUAAUAAUUUGAAGGAAAUGGUAUAUAUGCAUGCUUCUAUUUGUGAAAGCAUGAGACUUUACCCACCAGUCCCUCAAGAAUCGAAGCAAGCAAUGAAAGACGAUAUUUGGCCUGAUGGAACCAAGGUGAAGAAGGGAACGCGUGUUUUAUACAACAUUUUUGCUAUGGGACGAUCACCAAAACUGUGGGGUGAAAGUUGGGCGGAUUUUGAACCCGAGAGGCGGCUUGAAAGAGAUGAUAGAACAGGGAAUUGGAGGUUUAUUCCAAAGGACCCUUUUACAUAUCCCAUGUUUCAAGCAGGGCCAAGGACUUGUAUCGGAAAAGAAAUUGCUUUCAUGCAAAUGAAAUUAGUGGCAACAAUUGUGCUAAGGCGAUUUCAGAUUGUUCCAGCCGUGGAAGGUUAUAUUCCGGUUUAUGGUUCGUGCAUGACAUCCAUGAUGAGAAAUGGUUUUCCAGUGCAAAUUCUGCAACGUUGCCAAAAUUUGUAA